AAGGGAGUGGCGGAAAUGCUGAAUCGUGGAGCACCCAUCCCAGCCAGAUCUCUGGUCUCCAGACACCCACGUCGCAGCUCAAUCCGCGCCAGGCUUUCCUGGAAGCUCAGCGCGCACAGAGCCGCGCCGGCUCAGGCGCGCCGCGGGCAGCCCGUGGGGGCCUUUCCCGCCGCCGGGGCCUUUCCCGCCGCCUGCGCCUUGCGGACCUUCUCUGCGCCCGAGAACAUGGCGGCAGCCGGUUUCGCGGCCCCGCGGGCAAUUCAGCUGCGAGUGUUCACUGAGCGGCUGCUGCGAGGAGGGGUCCGGGAGCUCCUCCGGCCGCGACUUUCAGGGAGCACCCCCGGCUCGGAGCGCGACUUCAGCCUGUCUCACAGUCGGGGCACGGUCAUUGUAGAGCGCUGGUGGAAGGUGCCGCUAGCGGGAGAAGGCCGGAAACCGCGCCUGCACCGGCGACACCGCGUCUACAAGCUCGUGGAAGACACGAAACACCGGCCCAAAGAAAACCUGGAGCUCAUCCUCACCCAGUCGGUGGACGAACUUGGAGUCCGAGGUGACCUGGUCUCAGUGAAAAAAUCUGUGGGCCGUAAUCGACUACUUCCUGAAGGACUGGCUGUGUAUGCAUCUCCUGAAAACAAGAAGCUGUUUGAAGAGGAGAAAUUGCUGAGACAAGAAGGAAAACUAGACAAGAUCCAGACCAAGGCAGGUGAGGCGACAGUGAAAUUUCUGAAGAGUUGCCGCCUGGAGGUAGGAAUGAAGAACAAUGUCAAAUGGAAGCUAAACCCUGAAAUAGUUGCCCGCCACUUUCUCAGAAAUCUUGGCGUUGUGGUUGCCCCACAUGCAUUAAAGUUGCCUGAAGAGCCCAUCACCCAGAGGGGUGAGUACUGGUGCGAGGUGACGGUAAAUGGACUUGACACUGUGAGGGUACCUAUGUCCGUGGUGAACUUUGAGAGGCCCAAAACCAAAAGAUAUAAGUAUUGGUUAGCCCAGCAAGCUGCCAAGGGAGUGGCCUCCACCAGCUUCCAGAUCUGAACCUGUUCUCCCUCGAAAGCAGCGAAGCAGAAUCAGAGGAACGGUGGAGCAGAGAUGGAGCAGCACUGUGAUACCGCUCCUAGCUCUAACCAAGCACGGAAUCUUAGCGUGUGGAGGCAGCAACAGCAGACCGGACUGCACGUAUGUGUUGAAUCGUCCAUAUUUGCCAUCUUAACAGUUAUCACGUUUGGCCUUAUUGGGGAGGCCUGCUCCAGAAGUACAGGCUGUGGAUUUGAUAAGCUAAAUAUUAAUAGACCAAAACAGUCUAGAUCCUAUUUAGCCUCUUCCUUAAUUGGAAUUCACUGGAAUAAAUGGUAGAGCUAGCUAGCUUAUUCUCAUCAUCCAAACUGAACAUUGUAUCUCAGAAAAAAUAAAAAGGUUGUGUUCUUUUUAGGUGUUGUUUACUGACUUGAGUAGACUGGGGACAGGACUUCCAAGUGGAAUGUCCUCUUGGAAAGCCCCUGGAGUUUGCUGCUAAAGGGGGAAAAAGAGAAAACAUUUUUUGGGCUACAGCCCACAGUUGCUAUGGACAAAUUACUCAACAAGCUGAUAUGCCUUAUGGUCUUAAAACUUAUUAAGUAUACUAAUAAAGUCCUCAGUACAAAUAA
Molecule: messenger RNA, 1637 nt
Organism: Capra hircus (goat)
Lineage: Eukaryota; Metazoa; Chordata; Mammalia; Artiodactyla; Bovidae
Gene: MRPL9
Product: mitochondrial ribosomal protein L9
Exons: 7
Coding region: 16-1029 (337 amino acids)
Biological process (GO): translation
Cellular component (GO): mitochondrion; ribosome
Molecular function (GO): structural constituent of ribosome
Source: RefSeq, a predicted model, not a curated record